Molecule: messenger RNA, 3646 nt
Organism: Oncorhynchus kisutch (coho salmon)
Lineage: Eukaryota; Metazoa; Chordata; Actinopteri; Salmoniformes; Salmonidae
Product: atlastin-2
Exons: 14
Coding region: 83-1930 (615 amino acids)
Molecular function (GO): GTP binding; GTPase activity
Source: RefSeq, a predicted model, not a curated record
AUUGGAUGCGAUCCAACAACACAAUCCCAAAGAAGAAGGGCUCUUUGACGCAACUACGUGGGAUUAUUUUAAAUAGGACAAGAUGGCCGAGGUUAGCGGGCUGAGGAAACGGAAUCAUUUCGAACAAAACCGCAAAAGACACGUCUUUGACGAAGGUGCGGGUGGUGUGGAAGAUGUUCCUCUGUCCCUGCCAGAUCGGAAGCCUCCUCCCAGGAUGGCGCCUCGGGCAGAGGCGGAUAGCGAGACAGACGAGGAGUGGGAACAGGCCCCAGAGCUGACUGCUGCCUAUCAGAGUCCUGUCAAGGAGCAACCUGUAGAAGAGGUGGUGGUGGAGGAGAAGGCUCGGCCCAUCCAGAUUGUCCUGGCUCACGAAGACGACCACAAAUUUGAGCUGGACACGGCGGCUCUGGAGAAGCUCUUACUGCAGGAGGAUGUCAGAGACCUUAAUGUGGUGGUGGUGUCAGUGGCUGGGGCCUUCCGUAAGGGCAAGUCCUUCCUGCUGGAUUUCAUGCUCCGAUACAUGCUCAACCAGCAGCAGCAGCAGUCAGACUCAUGGGUUGGGGCUGAUGAUGAGCCACUGACAGGGUUCAGCUGGAGAGGAGGCUGUGAGAGGGAGACCACAGGGAUCCAGGUCUGGAGUCAGGUGUUUGUGGUCAACAAGCCGGAUGGGAGCAAGGUUGCUGUUCUGCUAGUGGAUACACAAGGAGCCUUCGACAGCCAGUCUACCAUAAAGGACUGUGCAACGGUUUUUGCCUUGAGCACCAUGACCAGCUCUGUACAGGUGUAUAACUUGUCCCAGAAUAUUCAGGAGGAUGAUCUUCAGCAUCUCCAGCUCUUCACAGAAUACGGCCGGCUUGCUUUGGAGGAAAUCUAUCUAAAACCCUUCCAGUCUCUCAUGUUCCUCAUCAGAGACUGGAGCUAUCCAUAUGAGCACAACUAUGGACUGGAGGGAGGUAAACGCUUUCUAGAGAAGAGACUGCAGGUGAAACAGAACCAGCACGAGGAACUGCAGACCGUGAGGAAACACAUCCACUCCUGCUUCUCCAACAUCGGUUGCUUCCUACUGCCCCACCCCGGCCUCAAAGUGGCCACCAACCCCAUGUUUGACGGCAGAUUAAAAGACAUUGAUGGUGACUUUAAGGAGGCACUGGGUAAUCUGGUGCCCUUACUGCUGGCUCCUGAGAACCUGGUGGAGAAGGAGAUUGGAGGGGCUAAAGUGACCUGCAGAGAUCUAGUGGAGUACUUUAAGGCCUAUAUAAAGAUCUAUCAAGGGGAGGAGCUUCCUCAUCCUAAAUCAAUGUUACAGGCAACGGCUGAAGCCAACAACCUUACAGCAGUUGCUGGAGGAAAAGACACUUACAGCAAAAGCAUGGAAAUGGUGUGUGGAGGGGACAAGCCCUACAUCGCCCCUGCAGACUUGGAACGCUGCCACGAGGAGUUCAAGGAGUGCUCGGUGCGUCAGUUCCGCUCUGUGAAGAAGAUGGGAGGGGAGGACUUCUGCAAGAAAUACCAGGAGCAGCUGGAGGGCGAGCUGGAUGAGGCCUAUUCCAACUUCCAUAAGCACAACGAGGGCAAGAACAUCUUCUACGCUGCACGCACACCCGCCACGCUCUUCGUUGUCAUGUUCACCACCUACAUCGUCUCAGGGCUGACCGGCUUCAUUGGAAUGAACACUAUUGCCGUGCUGGCCAACCUGGUCAUGGGCGUGGCUCUCAUAACUCUCUGCAUGUGGGCCUACGUCAAAUACUCAGGGGAGUUCAGAGAUGUGGGCACCAUCAUAGACCUGUUGGCAGAGACACUCUGGGAACAGGUGCUUUCCAAACUCUUUGAGUUGGCCAGGAGUCGAAUCACGUGGCACUCUUUCCUACCAUCAGCAGCAAUGCAGAGAAAGAGACUCUCCUCAAACAACAAUGACAAGAAGACUCACUAACCUUUCUGGCUAGCUGCUUGGCUCUUUAUUUCCAAAUGCAUCUGCAGUCCACUCUUGUCAUUCCUUGUGACAUAUGGGGCUGGUCUUAAUUACAGGGAGGUUGUGUUUGCCUAGUUCAUUCUACAUGUAGAAUAUGCAGGUUGGCACUCCCUAAUCUUCUGAUUGUAAUCACAGCAGGCCCACUGGAAUUGGCCUACUGACUAGUCUUAAAUCAUCUCAACAAUUAUUUUUAUUUUUUUAUCCAUUUGUUCAUUUGCCAUUCUGCUCUUGUCAUUCCUUGUGGCCUAUGGGGUCUGUUUGUCAUUACAGGGAGGUUGUGGCUGGUCUUAGUUACAGGCAGGUUGUGUCUACGUAGUUCACUCUGUUCCAUGUAGAAUGCAGGUGUUGAAGCCACUGAGUGCACAAUAUAUGGAGGAUAACGUUAGACAGACUGUGGUUAACUCCAUCAGAGCCAGUCUGACGGAACAAGCCACACAGCACGCAAAAUUAAAGUCACACUGACCCCUCCUCCUGCUAUUACUCUACCAUCCACUCACCCCACCCCUUCACUCAGUGCUAAAUCCUAGGACUGUGGCACUGUGCAAACCAAAGUUUACCCUGCACAGGCCCAGCCAGCCUCCCUGUCUGCUGUAGUGGCCUGUCUUACUGCAGGCUACUCUACUCUUGGAUCCCCCCCCUGUUGGAAGGUGGACAAUCAGCGAGUUAAGAAGUAGUUGCCGGUCUGCUCUCACCUUUACCACAAUUUGACUGAUUCACACGCAACCCCCCCAUACACACCUAUGUCAGGAUUUUAAAUUAUGAAGAGUUGUUAGGUUUGCUGACCCGGUUUUAGUGUUGUCAUAUUAAGCAGAUUGCAAUUGCUUGGUUUCAAGGUUAAUUCAGGGAGUCCCAGCUCUUUGAUGGUGUGCCAUUGGAUGCAAGAUGAACUGUCUGCAUAGUCAUGCAUACUAUAGCCUAGCCAGUGUUCCUACCCUCUCUCCUGAUACUGUUUGGUUAACAGGGGUGGAUUUUGAAAUCCUUUUGAGCCUCUUUAGUUUUAAGAUACUGAUGUUUAAUCUUGCUUUAGUGUCUACCUACCAGUGUUAUCUACUGCAUGGUAUUAGACAAACACAGCAUAGCACUAUAAUAGGCCCUAGAGCUCAAUCUAUUGUGCUUAGCAGGGGAAUGUAAUUCAGACAGUUUCAUUAAUUUGCCUUUCUUGAAAACCCACAGGACAGUGGGAGUGAUCAAUGGUAUUGCACAUCUAGUUUUUCUUGUCUAUACAGCACUAAUGAUAUCAGUUAGGUCAAUGCUUUUGUACCAAUUCCAUCCACAACUGUCUCGCCUAGGAACGUGGCAGUUGUACAGUUCAUUUAAAAAAAUAGGGAAUGAUGUAUGACACAUUUUACACUUUGUAUAAAUUCUAAAGUGUUGGCGGGGUGUUUUUUGUUGAUUGGCCUAGUGUGGUUUAAGGAAUGUUUUGUGAUUGGUCUUAGUUGCAUCUUUUUCUGUGAUCUACUAUACUGGUACGUAAACAAACUCUAGGCUAGAGCAUUUAGAUUCCACCCCGGACAAAGCUUUCUGGAAUUUGAUAAGAGGGUCGAGAUUGUCUUUUUAAAUCACUUCCUGUAAUUUAUUUUUCAAUAAACAAGUACAUUGACCUUAUUGAUUAAAAUCGAUAAUCUACUGUUGACUCCUUGGUUUUGCCCUCGUUCCAAUAAACAAUCAUGGCUUGCU